Molecule: messenger RNA, 993 nt
Organism: Monoraphidium neglectum
Lineage: Eukaryota; Viridiplantae; Chlorophyta; Chlorophyceae; Sphaeropleales; Selenastraceae
Product: zeaxanthin epoxidase
Exons: 4
Coding region: 1-993 (330 amino acids)
Molecular function (GO): protein binding
Source: RefSeq, a predicted model, not a curated record
AUGCAGCCCAACCUUGGGCAGGGCGGCUGCAUGGCCAUCGAGGACGCGCUCACGCUGGCCGAGGAGCUGACGCUCGCGCAGGCCGGCGCCGAGGGGCGGCCGCACAAGGUCGACAUGGACGCGGUGCUGCAGAAAUACCAGGACUCGCGCAUGAUGCGCGCCGCCGCGAUCCACGGCAUGGCGGGCAUGGCGGCGAUGAUGGCGUCGACGUACAAGGCGUACCUGGGGGAGGGCCUCGGCCCGUUGAGCUGGAUCCAGCGCUGGAAGCUGCCGCACCCGGGCCGCGUGACCGGCCAGGUCGCGCUGCUGGCGACGAUGCCGGCGGUGCUGGCCUGGGUGCUGGGCGGGAACAUCGGCGCGCUCGUCGGCGCGGAGCGGCCGGGCGCGUGCCGCAUCACCGACGGGCUGAAGUUCUUCAGCGAAAAGGAGUUUGAGCUGUUUAUGCGCGACAACGACGCGCUGCUGCGCGCGACGCACGCGCGGUGGAUGCUGCUGGCCGAGCGCGUGCCGGCGGAGGGGUCGGGCGCGGACGCGACGAGCUGCAGCGAGGCCAAGGGCAUCUACCUGACGGCCGACAACGAGGCCGUCAUCUCCGGCGCCGCCGCCGCCGACUCUGCGGACGCCGCCGCCGGCAGCCUGCUGCUCGUGGACGACGCGGCGGUGUCCUCCGCGCGCCACGCGCGCGCGUGGCGCGACGGCCCCGCGGGCGACCACUUCCUGCAGCACCUGGCGGGCGCGGGCGAGGGGACGUGGGUCAACGGGCGGCGGCUGGGAGACGGGGAGACGGUCAGGCUGCUGCCGGGUGACCUGGUCGAGUUUGGCCGCAGCCCCAGCAACGAGGUGUUCAAGCACGACAGCCUGUUCUGCAGCGCCCUCAGCGGCACCACAUACUCCAUCAUCCCCGCCGCGGGCGCUGCUAUUCAGCUGCUGAGCGAGGAGACGCUCGCGGCCGCCGCGGCGGUGGCGCGCGAGGACGUGCCCGCGCGCCGGUGA